Molecule: messenger RNA, 984 nt
Organism: Sordaria macrospora k-hell
Lineage: Eukaryota; Fungi; Ascomycota; Sordariomycetes; Sordariales; Sordariaceae
Source: RefSeq, a predicted model, not a curated record
AUGCAAAGGGCCGCUGUCGCUUCCGCGGUUGGGGCGCGGUUGUUGAGCGAGAUUGAGGAGGGGAGUCUUGAAGAGCUUCUAGCAACGCUUCGCACAAACUUUACCACUCUCGCCAACGCCGACUUCAACGAUGCCACCAUCCACAAUUAUGACACGACCGACCACGACCACGACCACGACGUCACCACCACCACAUCCUCCCAAACCCAAAAGCCGGUGAUCGCGCCCAUGAAGACAACCACAACUACCAAAACCUCUAUAAAACCAGAACCCCGACACUUCCCAAUACCUUUCCUCAACGAGCUAGUACAGCGCCAUUUCCGCGCCACCGGAUCCGCCACCCUCUCCAUCACCGGCCGUUAUCAUGAACUAGUCUACCUGCUAGUCGCGACAUUGAUUGCGCCUCCAAACUACAAGACGGUUGCUAUUAUGGAUUUUGAGGGGAGGUUUGAUGUGUUGAGGUUGCUUGUGACGCGGCUGUUCUGCUCCUCUACUAGCGAAAGCACCGAUGUCCGUCCCCUCGAACCGUCCGACCUCGACCACGUGCACAUCCUCCGCCCGCCUCGCCGCUCUAAUACCCCUGGGGCUCUAAAUACCUACCUAUCGGUACUAGAGGAGUAUAUGCUCUAUGCACCGCAUAAAAGUCGGAAACGAGAGUGGUGGGGGACUAUUGUUAUCGGAAGCAACACCACCACCUCUUCCUCCUCCACCAGCACCACCGCUGGCAACAACCCUGCGGGUCCGACACAUGCUCAGGCCCAGGUAGCGGUAAUGGCUGGCUGGCAAGGCUGGUUGCGCGUGGAUAGGGCUGAGGUGUCGACAGUAACAGGGGCUGGUGCUUGGACUUUCUGGAAUAAGAGUGCGGAAGAGGCGAGGAGCGAGAGACACGAGAGGCAGGUAGCGGUGGAAGAAGGUGGGUGGGUUGCUAGUUCUGCUUGGGGGACUUUUGUUUUUGGUUCGGGGGCUGGGAGUGGGCGGGCUUGA